AUGUUUCGUUUGACUUGUCGAAAUAUCGCAAGCAGGGCUAGUCUGAGCAGCGCCCGUCUCUCUGCCCGAUCUGCAAACCCAACAAUAACAACAACUUUGACCAGAUUCAUUUCUAAUUCCACCGCCCCCCUCAGUGCUACUGCUAGCACGGCCACCACUGAGGCUGAUCUUCUCAACGCUGCUGCAGCUGGUUCUGCCGUGUCCAAGCAACCCCCAGCCGACUCGCACAUGUUUAACUCAGUUAAGGAUGCUGAGAUUGUUCGCAGUAAGGAUGCUGAGCGACCCAUUUACCUGGACAUGCAAGCUACUACACCCACAGACCCCCGCGUUCUGGACGUGAUGCUGAAAUUCUACACAGGCCUAUAUGGUAACCCUCAUUCGAGCACACACGCAUAUGGUUGGGAAACAGAUACUGCCAUUGAGGAGGCCCGUGCGCAUGUUGCUAACCUGAUUGGCGCCGAUCCCAAGGAAAUUGUCUUCACUUCAGGCGCCACCGAGUCUAACAACCUUUCCAUCAAAGGUGUUGCGCGAUUUUACAAAAAUAAGAAGAAACACAUUAUCACCACUCAAACAGAGCACAAGUGUGUGCUGAAUGCAUGCCGCAGUCUUCAAGACGAUGGUUUUGAGGUGACCUAUCUACCCGUUCAAAAUAAUGGCCUUGUUGACCUGAAACUGCUGGAAGCCGAAAUCAGACCCGACACUGCGCUUGUAUCUAUCAUGUCUGUCAACAAUGAGAUUGGUGUUAUUCAACCUAUUGAGGAGAUUGGUCGUCUCUGUCGUUCGCGCAAGGUGUUUUUCCACACCGAUGCUGCACAAGCUACUGGUAAGAUCCCCAUUGAUGUCAAUAAGCUGAAUGUUGAUCUUAUGAGCAUCUCUGCCCAUAAGAUUUAUGGUCCCAAAGGCAUUGGUGCUCUUUAUGUCCGCCGCAGACCCAGAGUUAGACUCGAUCCCCUUAUUUCUGGUGGAGGCCAGGAGCGUGGCCUGCGAAGUGGUACAUUGGCCCCUCCUCUUGUUGCUGGCUUUGGUGAAGCUUGCCGAAUCGCAAAGGAGGAGAUGCCAUACGACUCUGCCCACAUUAAGCGACUUUCGGAUCGUCUUAAGAAGGAACUUCUUUCACUGGACCACACAAUUUUGAAUGGUGACCCUGAGGCCCACUAUCCUGGCUGUAUUAAUAUUUCAUUUGCAUACAUUGAGGGUGAGUCACUGUUAAUGGCUCUCAAAGACAUUGCCCUUAGUUCGGGCUCUGCUUGUACAUCCGCAUCUCUCGAGCCCUCCUAUGUGCUUCACGCUCUUGGUGCUGACGAUGCUCUUGCACACUCCAGUAUCCGCUUUGGCAUUGGUCGCUUUACCACUGAGGCCGAGAUUGACUAUGUUAUUAAGGCUGUGAGAGAACGCGUUAACUUUUUGCGUGAGUUGUCGCCACUUUGGGAGAUGGUUCAGGAGGGUAUUGAUCUCAAUUCGAUUGAGUGGUCUGGUCAUUAG
Magnusiomyces paraingens is the source of this 1482-nucleotide messenger RNA. RefSeq lists its product as uncharacterized. The transcript has a single exon. The record is from RefSeq and is a predicted model, not a curated record. Gene Ontology annotation, biological process: [2Fe-2S] cluster assembly. The coding region runs from base 1 to 1482 and encodes 493 amino acids. NCBI's taxonomy places the organism in Eukaryota, Fungi, Ascomycota, Dipodascomycetes, Dipodascales, Dipodascaceae. Gene Ontology annotation, molecular function: cysteine desulfurase activity; pyridoxal phosphate binding. Gene Ontology annotation, cellular component: mitochondrion; nucleus; cytosol.